Messenger RNA from Protobothrops mucrosquamatus (brown spotted pit viper), 269 nucleotides. It is a transcript of the gene PDE6H, whose product is annotated as phosphodiesterase 6H. Gene Ontology annotation, cellular component: photoreceptor outer segment membrane. The transcript is spliced from 3 exons. Gene Ontology annotation, molecular function: cGMP binding; 3',5'-cyclic-nucleotide phosphodiesterase activity. The record is from RefSeq and is a predicted model, not a curated record. Bases 1 to 258 code for a protein of 85 amino acids. Gene Ontology annotation, biological process: positive regulation of epidermal growth factor receptor signaling pathway; positive regulation of G protein-coupled receptor signaling pathway; visual perception. NCBI's taxonomy places the organism in Eukaryota, Metazoa, Chordata, Lepidosauria, Squamata, Viperidae.
AUGUCUGAUAACGCUGCAGCUGCUAACCUCAAUGCAAAAGACUCAACAGGGCCAACAACCCCACGAAAGGGGCCUCCGAAAUUCAAGCAAAGGCAAACAAGACAAUUCAAGAGCAAGCCCCCUAAGAAAGGAGUAAAAGGUUUUGGAGAUGAUAUCCCAGGAAUGGAAGGACUUGGAACAGAUAUCACUGUGAUCUGCCCCUGGGAAGCUUUCAGCCACCUGGAACUUCAUGAAUUGGCACAGUUUGGAAUAAUAUAAUCAAUCAGAAU